GGUGCACUUUGGACGAUCCAUGGAGGCGGCCUACCAUGGUGGAGGUGGUGAAGCUGUUAAUGGAGAUUAAUCCCGCGACUAACUGAAACUGCUAGGGAUAUGAGGGAUCGUAUGGAGAGACUAGUGGUUCUUCCUUUCACCAUGGGCUGUGUGUCUGAGUCAAGUGUCUCUGUGGGUGGUGCACUCCAGUUGAAGAAACCAAAAUCUGAGCCAAACCCACCUGUAACAAGAAGAAAAGAGGGAGAAGAAAGACCAUCUGGGUUGAGAUUGAAGGCCUCUUUUAGGUUCUCCAGUAGGCUACAGAAAUUGAUCAGAACUACUCUCAAAAGUUUCUCUCACUUGUUUGUUUACAAAGAAGUGAUGGAGAUGGAGAUGGAGAUAGGGUUUCCAACAGAUGUGAAGCAUGUGACACACAUAGGAUGGGAUGGGUCUUCUACCAACCCCAUUAAAGGGUGGGAAAACCUCAGAACUCCUGAGUUGCUUGCUAAUUUUCCUACCAUUUCUCUAAGGCAAUUUGAGCUUGCCAUGGCUGCCCAAGCUCAUGACCCUCUUCUUGUCACCUCCUCCAAGCUUAUUUAAUUUAAACAAUGGCCACCAUGAUGAUGAUGAUGAUGAUGGAUAUUAUAUGUUGAAAUGAUGGUUUGAUAAUGAGAGUGAUGAUCAUAUGAUAAUGGGUGUUAUUCU
Vitis vinifera (wine grape) is the source of this 684-nucleotide messenger RNA. RefSeq names its product CRIB domain-containing protein RIC4. The record is from RefSeq and is a predicted model, not a curated record. The transcript is spliced from 4 exons. NCBI's taxonomy places the organism in Eukaryota, Viridiplantae, Streptophyta, Magnoliopsida, Vitales, Vitaceae. The coding region runs from base 100 to 579 and encodes 159 amino acids.